Wallemia mellicola CBS 633.66 is the source of this 2554-nucleotide messenger RNA. RefSeq lists its product as hypothetical. Gene Ontology annotation, biological process: protein processing. Gene Ontology annotation, molecular function: serine-type endopeptidase activity. Gene Ontology annotation, cellular component: Golgi membrane; trans-Golgi network. The transcript is spliced from 3 exons. Lineage: Eukaryota; Fungi; Basidiomycota; Wallemiomycetes; Wallemiales; Wallemiaceae. Bases 26 to 2494 code for a protein of 822 amino acids. The record is from RefSeq and is a predicted model, not a curated record.
GUAAAGUAUCAGUCAAGAGGCAGCGAUGAAGUUGUCAUUGCUACCGCUGAUAGCCUGUACACUAGCCUACAGUAUAAAGAAUCCAGUAGAGAAAAACUAUGAGAGCCACGAUUACUACGUAUUGCAGAGUCAUAUCGACAGCUCAGAGAUAGAAAUAGCAGCUAUCGAAGAACUAUUUGGUAUGGAAUUCGUAGAAAACGUCGGCGAACUGGACAACCAUCAUUUAUUUAAGAUUCCUAAGGGUCAUUCAUUCCUUAUAGACGAUUUCCACUCUCAUUUGCACAAGAGAAACAACAACCAGUUUAGGUCUAUCACUCAACAGACUCCCCGCCAUAAAUUGCACAAAAGAGCCCCAGUUUUACCCAUCACUGAAUCACGUAUUGUCGCAGCAGCACUCGAUAUCAACGACCCAAUCUUCUCAGAUCAGUGGCAUCUGGUAAAUGAUAAGAAGUCUGAACACUCUAUCAACGUCGCACCCGUUUGGAGCCAGGGUAUCAAAGGACAAGGCGUUAAAGUCGCUGUCGUGGAUGACGGUCUCGAUAUGCAUUCAAAAGAUUUAGCCCCUACUUUCUUUGCUGAGGGUUCUUGGGAUUUCAAUGAUCAUACCGCAUUACCUGAGCCUCGCUUAAGAGAAGACUCACACGGUACACGCUGUGCAGGUGAAAUUGCAGCUGCUAGAAAUGAUGUUUGUGGUGUUGGUGUAGCCUAUGAAGCUCAAGUCGCAGGUAUUCGUAUUCUCUCAACACCAAUAUCAGAUGCAGAUGAAGCCACAGCUUUAAACUAUGGAUAUCAACUCAAUGACAUUUACUCUUGCUCCUGGGGUCCACCUGACGAUGGUAGAUCAGUGGAAGCCCCUAGCGAUUUGAUUGCAAAGGCUUUCGUUAAUGGUGUACAGAGAGGUAGAUCAGGUAAAGGUUCGCUUUUCGUCUUCGCUUCUGGAAAUGGUGCUGCUAGUGAUGAUCAAUGUAACUUUGAUGGUUACACUAACAGUAUUUAUUCGAUAACUGUCGCUGCUAUCAGUAGAGAGGGUCUUCAUCCAUAUUAUUCAGAAGCAUGUACCGCCAAUCUUGUUGUCACAUAUAGUUCUGGUAAUGGUGGUACAAUUCAUACUACGGAUGUUGGUACAAAUACUUGUACGGAUAGACAUGGUGGUACUUCUGCAGCAGCACCUAUUGCAGCGGGUAUCUACGCCUUGGUAUUGCAAGUAAGACCUGAUUUAACCUGGAGAGAUCUUCAACACCUUUCUGUGCAAACUGCUGAACCUAUUAACCUUGAAGAAGACGGUUGGGCAGUUACUGCAGCUGGAAGAAUGUACAACAAUGCCUACGGUUAUGGUAAAUUAAACACUGAAAAGAUUGUUGAAGCUGCACGCAAUCACCAACUCGUCAAGCCUCAAGCUUGGUAUGAAGGUCCAAUCGUUCAUGUACCAAAUGCUACUGACAUGAUCGGUCAACCUUUGAGUGAAAAUUGGUACGAAAGUAAAUUCCAUUUAUCAGAGAAGCGUAUGCGUCAGCAUAAUCUUGAACGUUUGGAGCAUAUCACCACAACUGUUUGGAUUGAUCAUGAAAGAAGAGGUGAUAUCGAAGUUGAACUUAUUAGUCCAAAUAAUGUUAAGAGUGUUUUGGCAAAAGUUAGAAGAUAUGAUGGUGCCGCCGAAGGUCUUAAUGGAUGGAAAUUCAUGUCUACAAAGCAUUGGGAUGAGAAUCCAGUCGGUGAUUGGACAAUCAGAGUCAAAGAUGGAUUCCAUCCAACAAAGCAUGGUAAUUUCACAGCCUGGUCUAUCGGAUUUUGGGGUGAGGCAGAAGACGCUAGCAAAGCAGUCGAUUAUGUUCUUCCUUUUGAAAGACCAAAAGGCGAACUUGAAGACGAUGAUGAUGAUGAUGAUGAUGAUGAAACAUUAUCAACUGGAACACCAAGUCAUAGCACUAGUUCUCCUCCUACUCAUCAAAAACCAAAACCAACUGAUCAUCUCCCUGAUGACCAUCAUCAAGCUGGCGAAGAAGUUCCUGAAACGUCGUAUACCCCAACACCAGAUGAAGGAUAUUUGGAGAAUUCAUCAUUUUUGUUGAAUCACCAAACUUGGCUUAUUGGCGCUGCAAUUCUUGGAUUAGCAGUUGUUGGCGCAACAGGUACAAUUUGGUUCAUUAGACGCAAGAAAGCUCAAGAACUCGCACGUGCAGAUGAAGAUAGCCGUGGUGUAUAUGCAUCAUUAAACCCGGGAGGAAAUGAUAGUCAUAGAAUGACAGAAUUCCCUUCGAAUAAUGGCGGCAGAACCCGUGAAUUAUAUGAUGCUUUCAAGUUAGCUGAUAGUGAUUCUGAAGAAGAGGAAGAAGCUGAGAAUCAGGAUGAACAUGAGUACAGAGAUGAUGAUGAGGAGAAUGACAACAAUGAGGGUGAUGAAUCUCAGGUCUUGUUUGACAAUGACAACGACAAUGGCAAUGGUAAUGAUAACCACGACGAAACAAGUCCUUGGGAUGAUCACGAGCAACGGUAAUUUUAGGGUUGCUUUGCACAGUUGUUUGUAUUAGACAAUUUCGAUAUUAUUAAUCUUUUU